Molecule: messenger RNA, 1074 nt
Organism: Hymenoscyphus albidus
Lineage: Eukaryota; Fungi; Ascomycota; Leotiomycetes; Helotiales; Helotiaceae
Source: the annotation of a GenBank genome assembly
AUGUCGGAAUUUACUCAGGUCCUCCACUCUAGAGCAACGAGCGUUCCCAAAUCAAAGGCUCGUAAGCGUAUUUGGGAUAGACAAUACUUUUACAACCGUCGAUCCGAUACUCGCCAAACUCUUUGUCAAUCAUUCGAAAGCGCUGUUGAGAACUCCGAGCGAGGAGUGGAAAACCUCGCGCAGUUCGCCUCGGACCAAGCCAAACAGUUUGCGAUUGCCAAACACAAAACCUCGGAGUCUUUCCGCCUAUUACCAAUGAUUCAGAAGCUCGUAUUUCAUGUCAUAGUGCGAAAGUUCUUUCCACAGACCCCAAAACCAUCUGAUAGCGAUGUGGAAUUCGUCACGUCUCGAAUCAAUUCGCUCUUGAUCGCAUCGAAGAGAAUUACGCGACGAGAUGAGGCACACUUCGAUAGCCAGAAGAAAGAACUAUAUCAAAGACUUCAAACAAUGUUUUCGAUUAGCGAAUCACAAUUCGGACACGAGAACCCGCUCAAUAUACUGCUUCCAGCAUACGAGACAAUGUGGCGUGUAGUGCUGCGAAUAUUUCUCGAGGUACAAUUUCUUUCCGAAUCACAACGGCCCUUGGAAUUUGCAGAGCAACUCGAAAGCUUCUCAGCCGACCCCACAAUAGAGAAGUUUGAAGAGACGACACAGACGUCAGAUGGCAUGCUCGUCUCUACUAAAUAUAUCGUGGCAGAGGGGCUUCGCCUUUACCCACCGACUAGACGAAUCUACAGGGAAAUAAAUGGCGAGGAGGUUGCGGUUGAUGUUGAGUAUUUUCAUCGCGAUACGAACGUAUGGGGUGAAGAUGCUUUGAGAUAUAUGCCCGCUCGCUGGGCUUCGCUUACCACAAAUGAGGUGGAUAUGAGAGGGUACAUGCCGUUUGGUACAGGUCGCUUUGAGUGCCCAGCGAAGCCUUUGUUUGGGCCGUUCAUGAUUGGGAUUAUGGUUGGAGUCAUUGUGAAAAGCUUUGGGAACCGGUUUGAUCUAAUACGUGGAGAUAAUUCUUUACGGAAGCCUCUUGAGAACGGGAAGGAUGCCUACAAGGAUCUUAAACUGCGAAGGAAGGGUUAA